Drosophila willistoni is the source of this 2318-nucleotide messenger RNA. It is a transcript of the gene myd, whose product is annotated as 45 kDa calcium-binding protein. The transcript has 4 exons. Gene Ontology annotation, molecular function: calcium ion binding. The record is from RefSeq and is a predicted model, not a curated record. Gene Ontology annotation, cellular component: endoplasmic reticulum. NCBI's taxonomy places the organism in Eukaryota, Metazoa, Arthropoda, Insecta, Diptera, Drosophilidae. The coding region runs from base 812 to 2086 and encodes 424 amino acids. Gene Ontology annotation, biological process: calcium-ion regulated exocytosis.
CCAAAACAACGUAAAUGCAAUAAAGCCCCAUUAUCGACAUUGUAAUCAUCAUGAUGUUCACCAGAAGAACGAAAACCAGAAGCAGAACGAACAGCAGUCGCAGUGGUAGCACUUCAAAUGCAUAAUAGAAACGCCUGUAACAAUCAUGUAAAAUUGGCGUUAAAAACGAAGUGCAAAAAAAGAAAAUAGAAAUACCAAGGCGAACCCGAGAGGAAAUGGAACAUGCUACAGGCAAUAACACAUCAAAUUGGUAUUAGAAUUACCCAGAAAAAGGGCAGCUUAUACACAAACACACACAGAGAGAGAAAGAGAUAGAGAGGAGAAAAGGAAACUAAGCAGAACAUACUGAGGGGCGUUUGGUGUCGGCAUAUGGGCGUGGUAGCUUCGAAUCGUCUGGAUCUUUAGGUUCAUCCCAGCUGCAACAUAAAAGUCAAUUAAUGUGCAAUUACAACAACAUCAUCAUCAUCAUCUGGAUGAAAUAAAAGCACGCAAAACGAAAAGCAGAAAUAGAGGAACACAAAAUUACAGCAAAUUACACGCAACAAGGAGACGAAAGCUGCGUUACAAGUUGGAGCAGCAGGAAACUGUGUGGGCGGUGGAGGACGACGAGCCGGAAGAAGUAGACGGAGAGGGUGACGGAGUGGUUGAGGGAGAGGAAGAUACGGUUGUGCUAGUGGCAUUCAACCAUCACAUCACUCACCAUCACCAACACCGUCAUCAGCAUCAGCAUCAUCAUCAUCGUCUUCAUCGUCAUCAGAAACAGGAAGAGUACCAAGACCAUCCAUUGUCCAGUGAAGGCGUCUACAACAAAAUGACUUUCGUUAACAAGCUGAGCAAAAGCUUCCGUUGGCUGCGUUGCUCGACACUGUGCGCCAUUUUGUUUUAUAUGUUUUUCAUUGGCCUGAUAUUGCACAGUACCAGCCACAAGCUGCAGCAACAGCAGCAACAACAGCAACAACAACAACAGCAGCAACAACAACAGCAACCAAAUCAAGAGCAUGCCGACCAAACCAAAUUGGCGCCCAACGUGGAGCCACAUAAUAGUCGAAAGCAAAAGCACUCGCCGGAGGAAUUGGAGCAGCACCAGCACCAGCAACCGAAACUAAAGUCCCUGCUAACGACAAACGAUUUGGAUUCGGAGAAGGCUAACGAGAAGGUGGCGAAGCAUCUUCAUCUCCAACUCCCCGAAAAAAUGCAGCCGAAGGCGCCGGGCUUAGCCUUGGGAUUGGCAAAAAAUGCCAGCAAAUCCCCAAACCAGCCAGAAACAGUUAUUUUAGCGGCGAGCAAUGUGAAUGAGAAGCAAAUACUUGCGAAAGCUUUCAAACGGGCCGAUCGAAAUCGUGAUGGUCGUCUGUCUAUACAAGAGAUGGCCCAAUAUAUCAAUCGUCGCAUUGUGGACCACAUUGAGGAGGCCAUUAUGAACAACGCCCGUGAAUUUCGUCGUGUGGAUAUUGGUCCAGCUGAUGGUCUUAUUACUUGGGAUGAAUAUCAUCGCUUCUUUCUGCAUGAUCAUGGAAUGUCGGAUACCGAUAUUGAUGAGCAUGAUGAGAUUAGACACACGGCCCUCAAUCGCAAGGCACGCGAAGAUAUGAUGCGAGAUAAGGCCAGAUGGUCGGAGGCUGCACGCACAGAUCUUUUUACCCUGACAAUCGAUGAGUUUUUAAGUUUUAGACAUCCCGAAUCGAGUGUCUCAAAUCUACUGGAACUAGUCGAUGAUCUACUGAGGCAGUUCGAUCAAGAUGGCGAUGAGCAAUUGACCAUGGAGGAAUUCUCUGAGCUGAAUGUUGAUGACGAUGAUGAUUUGUUACGCAAAUCAUUGAUAAGCAAAACAUUGGUGGAACGUCGUGAGGAAUUCAAAAGGAUUAUCGAUAAAAAUCAUGAUGGCAAGGCGGAUCGUGGGGAGCUCCUGAACUAUGUGAAUCCAAAGACGCCCAGGUAUGCUCUACAAGAAGCGGUCACCUUGUUCAGCCUCUGCGAUGAGAACAAGGACGAAAUGCUGACAUUGAAAGAGAUGACUGACAAUGCUGAAAUAUUUUUGCAAUCCAAAAUGAUCGAUACGGCAAAUAGUUUUCACACGGAAUUUUAAACAUUCAGCCCCUUCAGAGAGAAUUACUAUAUAUAAUAUAAUCGAUGUGCAUUUAUAGUGAUAUUAAUUUGUAAGUUAUGGCACUUGUGGAAAUAGUUUAACUAGAAAAGCGUAAUCAUAACAAUUAAUAGGACGGCAUAACUUUUAACUUUAUACACGAAAAUUGUUUUUUGUGCAUCGUUUAAUGUGUGAUUUUUGCCCACUAAUACAAUUUAUUUGUUUUUAAGAAACU